CAGAGUCCGAUACAGAAACUAUCUGCGAUGUAUGAUCUCCAGUGAUUCGCGCAAAGAUGGUAUAAUGUUUUAUGAGGAAAUUCCCAUUCCGGCACGCCAAGCCCGAAAACGGAGGUGACCGCCGCCCUAGACCAUCCAACAUUUUGAGGGCUCGCGUCCAAACAUCACCUUCAUCGGCACCCUCCUUCGCGUAUAUAAACCAUCACCCACCACUUUCUCUUCUUCACUUUCUUUUCCCCUCAGUCAUAGAAAUGGCCCCCGUUCAGGUCAAGAAGAUUUGUUGCAUUGGUGCUGGCUACGUGGGUGGACCAACAUGUGCGGUUAUCGCCUUGAAGUGCCCCCAUAUUCAAGUCACCAUCGUUGACCUGAACAAGGCUCGUGUUGACGCCUGGAAUAGCCCAGAUUUCGCUGUGCCUAUCUACGAGCCCGGUCUCGUCGACGUCGUCAAGCAAUGUCGAGGCCGCAACUUGUUCUUCUCGACCGAUGUUGACAAGGCCAUCCUCGAGGCCGACCUCAUUUUCGUUAGUGUCAACACGCCGACGAAGAAGUCCGGCGUGGGCGCUGGUUUCGCUGCAGAUUUGAAUUAUGUCGAAUCAGCGACGCGCCGCAUUGCCGCAGUUGCCACUUCGUCCAAGAUUGUUGUCGAGAAAUCUACGGUUCCCUGCCGAACAGCGGAGUCUAUGCGCACCAUCCUCGAGGCCAACUCCAGGCCCGGCACCCGUUUCGACAUUCUGUCUAACCCAGAAUUCCUCGCCGAGGGCACGGCCAUCGCCGACUUGUUCAAGCCUGACCGUGUGCUAAUCGGAUCCCUCCAGACCACGGAGGGCAAGGAAGCUUGCCGCGCCCUCGCUGAUGUCUAUGCUAACUGGGUUCCACAAGAGCGCAUCUUGACCGUCGGGUUGUGGUCGUCUGAGUUGUCUAAGCUCGCGGCUAACGCCAUGCUCGCCCAGCGUAUCUCUUCCAUCAAUGCGCUCUCUGCUAUUUGCGAGGCCACUGGUGCGAACAUCGAUGAGGUCUCUCAUGCUGUUGGCUUUGACUCUCGUAUUGGACCCAAGUUCCUGCGAGCGUCUGUUGGCUUCGGCGGCUCCUGUUUCCAGAAGGACAUUCUCAACCUUGUCUACUUGAGCGAGAGCUUGCACCUUCCUCAAGUAGCCGCGUAUUGGAGACAGGUCGUUGAGAUGAAUGAGUACCAGAAGAGUCGAUUCUCCAAGACGGUCGUUGACACGCUCUUCAACACGAUCACCGGCAAGCACAUCGCUGUGUUGGGUUUCGCAUUCAAGGCCGAUACUGGCGACACUCGUGAAUCUGCCGCUAUUUCUCUGAUCCGUGACUUCCUGUCCGAGCGUGCCUUUGUUACCAUCUAUGACCCUCAAGUCUCUGAGGAGCAAAUUUGGCAAGACCUCUCCGAGGCCUGCCCAACUACACCGCUCGAGACGAUCAAGAAGCAGGUUACCAUCGUCCACUCCGCCUUGGAGGCUUGUACCCAGAAGGAAGCCAUUAUAAUUGCAACUGAAUGGAAGGAGUUUUUGGAGAUUGACUGGCAAACUGUCUAUGCGAACAUGAGCAAGCCUGCUUUCGUCUUUGAUGGUCGUCUUCUCAUCGACGCUGACAAGUUGAGGAAGAUCGGUUUCAAGGUGAAGGUCAUUGGGCGUGGCGAGCGCGUGUGAAGACAGUUUUAAGACACUCCCUUUCCUCGGACAUAGAUUUGAACUUUAACAUCGGACACUAGUACUAUCUUUCGCGUUUCGCCUCCUUAAUUAGAAAGCCCAAGUUUGUAGAGUAGAUACCCAUGGAGGAAAUGAUGCAAUGCCCUGGAAAGGCACCAAUACUGUUUGUUAAUCGACUGAAGGAACAGGGGUUUGUUAUCAUCCACUCUUGAGCGAUAUCGGCAUCUGUCGAGUGGGCUUAG
Messenger RNA from Somion occarium, 1909 nucleotides. The record is from the annotation of a GenBank genome assembly. NCBI's taxonomy places the organism in Eukaryota, Fungi, Basidiomycota, Agaricomycetes, Polyporales, Cerrenaceae.